This is a messenger RNA of Aegilops tauschii subsp. strangulata, 1925 nucleotides long. RefSeq lists its product as uncharacterized. NCBI's taxonomy places the organism in Eukaryota, Viridiplantae, Streptophyta, Magnoliopsida, Poales, Poaceae. The record is from RefSeq and is a predicted model, not a curated record.
AUCCAAAUCCUUCUCUUUCUUCCUUUUCCCUCUUUGGGCUCUUCCCCUCGCUCGCGGCGGCGCACUCCGGACGGCGCGCCACCUCGAAGCGAUUCUUCUCCCGGAGUCCUCCUCCUCUUCCCCGUCUCGACCAGACCGGCGAGGAGCGGAGAUUCGUCCGGACCUGCAUUCGUUCACUUUGCUGUUUCUCGCGGAUUCGCAGUACUGGUAGAACUAUACAAGUUUAUUUUCCAGUGGGUCUGGGUUCAACUAAACCCCCAUUCCACACAAUCCAUUGUCGUCGUCAGCAAAUUCAGAAGAGUAGCACAGAUCAAGGAUAGAUAGUGCACGCUCCGCUUUGCACCUAGCAGGGCAAUACACUGCAGGUUGUGUAGUGAAGUGAAGGUCAGGAUGCGGUUUGCGGUGACAAAAGUGUGCGCUAGUGGGGCAAAGGCUCGCGCGGGGUUGCUCCAGAUUGGAAGCAGCGGUGUUGAGACGCCAGCGCUGCUUUUGUCCACACGCAAGGGGCUGCCGGCGUUUAUGUCUCCUGACCUGCUUUCCUCCCUCCCCCUUCCAGACUCCCUCCUCCUCAAUGUCUGCCCAACCCACUUUAUAGAGGUUCCUCCAUCAAAAACCAUAUCUAAUAUUGGUGGUUUGCAUCGUAUGCUGGGUCUGCCUGAUCAUAUCCUCGUAGCCGCGGCUGGUGAGUCUACCGAGUGUUUACCAUCAAGUGACGCCACCAAUAAAUUUGGUGCAUCUUUUGAAACACCUGCGGGUCGUAAACUGGUUAAACCAUCAGACUAUAUGGAGUUGAUUUCCUGCUUGCAACCUAAUUUGUGGGCAAGCUUGGCAGAUGAGGUUCCAGCCUGGGUUAAUGAGAAACGGAACAAAACAUCUGUUGAGCGAACACUACGCUGGCUUGAUGCAUGUAUUGCUUUGGAUGCGGCUUCUGGGAGGAACUCUUUAGGUGUAGUUGUUGGGGGAUCUAGUAUAGAACAACGAAAACUGUGUGCCACUGAAGUAUCGAAGAGGAAUGUAUCAGGCUUUUGGAUUGGAGGGUUUGGCCUUGGAGAGAGUGUGGAAGAACGUUGCAGUUUACUCAAUGCAGUAACAGAUUGUUUGCCAUUGGAGAAACCUCGGAUUGUCUCUAGGCUUGGUCUUCCAGAGGAGGUCUUGGAGGGUGUAGCUUCUGGCAUCGACCUUUUUGACUCCACGUACAUUUACCAACUUACUAUGGGUGGUUUUGCACUGAUCUUCCCCAUUGACAUGGUUGAAAGAGAGAUGCAGAAUGGUGUAUUCGACAGUAGUGCUGGAGAUUCUGCAAAGAUUAACCUGCGUGCAACAACAUAUCGGAAAGACAUGUCACGGAUAGUCGAUGGCUGUACCUGCUUCACGUGCCAGAAUCACACCCGUGCUUACCUGAAUCAUCUGAUCAACGUCCAUGAGAUGCUGGCUCAGAUUCUACUGGAGAUACACAACACCCAUCACUAUCUCCGGUUCUUCCGAUCGAUACGGGAGGCGAUCAAGGCCGGAGAGUUUGACAUCUUCUGGAAGCAGUUUGUUGAGAACAGGCGCUCCCAGAUUGCUGCUGCUGCGAUGUAGAUCUUGUCCGUGCAAGAUAUGUCCAAUUUGUGAUAAGAAAUACUCUCCACGUGUGGCGUAGUCGGGAGGUUUUUUGAAGGUGGAGACUUUCGACAAUGUGGUAGAACCUGAAGACAGUUUGUCGUCAGGUUGGCCUGUCAGGGGAACCUGACAGGGUUAAGUGGACACUCACCAGUUCCGGGGUUUUAACAGUUGUUAGUUCACUGUAUGCAUGCUCGAUCAGUCUCAGGAUUAAGCAUUUGUGAUAGCUGCAUUUACUUUUAUAGGUUAAGGUUUUCUGUUGGCUUGUGGUUAGGUGUUGUGUUGGUUUUCCUAAUGAUAAUUUGAAAAGGAUGGGCUGGAAA